AUGGGUUAUUAUCGGGCCUUGAUCUUUGCCUUAGGCUACUUGGGUGCCACCGAAGCGCAGUUUAACAACCCAAAAGGGGUCGAUAUCUGGUGCGGGAAAGCAUACAGACCAGCAAACUCCUCCUUUGACCCAGGCGGUUGGUUCGUCGAGCCGCCCAUCUCACCGGUUCCCUUGUUAAAUCUCCGGGUACGGCCACGCAUGAGCAUAUAUCUUGAGACAGACAACGAAGCCAGCCUCUUGAUUGAUGCGUCAAUCUCUCAACAGAUUGGUCAGCCGCUUCCGGGAAAUUCCACGGGAUAUGCCUCUGAGUCUUCCAAGUCCUUGGACGUGGAGAUUUUCUCAAAUGGAGCCACAAUUGGCAAGACGUCCGUCAACCUUGGGGCAACCAAUAUGGAGCUUCCCGUAGACCUGGGACAAUUUGCUUGUGGAUUUGAUGGCCAGAACAUCAGUAUACUGGCUACGUUGGAUGGGACGCAUACCUACAAUGCCUCGACGCAGUUAUUCCGCUUGCCCGCACCAGAGGACUAUGGCAGCGUGUCACGGAUGGACAACUUGUACGGAGGUCUUUGGAUUCAGCGAGAAGACGAGCCUUGGCGGCAUAUAUUCCCGUACACAUACUAUGUCCAAUGGAGCCUCUACUGGGACAGCAACGUCACAACUCUGGAUGACUUCGCAGCGCUUGGGUACAAUGUGAUCCAUAUCGUGCCUACCGGAAGUCUAGGCGAGAAGCCCUUCCCAUGGGAUCAGUUCGAACCCUAUCUCCAGCGCGCGGACGAACUAGGCCUAUACCUGCAGUACGACGUGCUCUGGGAGCCCGAGAACAUCACCGGCAUGCUCGAGCAGGUGGAGCGCCUCAAGAGGCACCGGAGCCUGCUGCUGUGGUACCAGAGCGACGAGCCGGACGGCAAGGGCAACCCGCCCGACUCGACGGGGCAGGCGUACGACCGGAUCCGCGCGCUGGACCCGUACCACCCGGCGUCGCUGGCGCUCAACUGCCACGACUUCCACUACGCCGAGUACGCGCGGGGCGGCGACAUCAUCACGCCCGACGUGUACCCGAUCAGCACCAACACGUCCUUCUCGACCGUCUACGGCACCGUGUGCAACGCCACGUACGGGUGCUGCGGGUGCGACGGGUGCGCGGGCGAGUUCGAGGACAUCGCCGGCCGCCUGGACGCGUACCGCCGGCGCGACGCGGUGCUCGGCUGGUCCAAGGCCCAGUGGUUCGCGCCCCAGGCCUUCGGCAACGAGACCUUCUGGGCCCGGUACCCGACGGCCGCCGAGGAGGUCGUCAUGACGCUGCUGGCCGUCAACCACGGGGCAAAGGGCAUCGUCAUGUGGAACUACCCGACGACGCCCGACAUACUCGACGUCACCAACCGCCUGGCCGGGGUGCUGACGAGCGGCACAGUGGCCGGCUUCUUGCUGGGCGCCCCGGCGACCGAGACCCUAAGUGUCGACGGAGCUAGCCGUGUUGAUGCGGCGUUGUGGGUGGAUAAGAAUGCCGGUCUGGCUUUGCUGAGUAUUGUCAACUUGAAUUAUGGAAACAUUGAUAGUGCUAUCAAGAUUAUGGCGCCUGAUGGUAUUCGGUUUACUUUGAUCUCCGACAGCCUAUGGGGAGAUUUGAGCUGGGACGUCGAGAAUGAGAGUGCCUUGUCUAGCGUAAACGGCAUGCUGGGCUUGCAAGUGUCUAUUUUGUUGGUUAACAUCGCUGUAGGCCAGUAA
This is a messenger RNA of Neoarthrinium moseri, 1725 nucleotides long. RefSeq lists its product as uncharacterized. The coding region runs from base 1 to 1725 and encodes 574 amino acids. The transcript has 3 exons. The record is from RefSeq and is a predicted model, not a curated record. NCBI's taxonomy places the organism in Eukaryota, Fungi, Ascomycota, Sordariomycetes, Amphisphaeriales, Apiosporaceae.